This is a messenger RNA of Armigeres subalbatus, 824 nucleotides long. RefSeq names its product achaete-scute homolog 1a-like. NCBI's taxonomy places the organism in Eukaryota, Metazoa, Arthropoda, Insecta, Diptera, Culicidae. Gene Ontology annotation, biological process: developmental process; regulation of transcription by RNA polymerase II. Bases 127 to 771 code for a protein of 214 amino acids. The record is from RefSeq and is a predicted model, not a curated record. The transcript has 4 exons. Gene Ontology annotation, molecular function: DNA-binding transcription factor activity, RNA polymerase II-specific; RNA polymerase II transcription regulatory region sequence-specific DNA binding; protein dimerization activity.
AACAACCAACCAGCAGGGCGAAUGCACGUUGGUUAAUUUCCCUAUGGAAGUCGUUCAAAAGUCAUUUAAUUCUUGCGAUGAACGGACGUUUAUUUUGUUCGAUUAGUAGACUGUUUUGGUUCCGCCAUGCAAGACUUGUACGAUUGCUAUUUCUACGCCUACUGUAACGCUAGUUCUAGUGUCCACUGUCAAAAUAAGCUGAACGGACAAGUGACAUUUGAAACAACCAAUGGUCUGUGGGAUGAUGAGUGUGAAAGUGAUGAAAUUGAUUGUAACCCAGAAACGCUGGAUGACAAACAAAAUCAGUUUUGUGAACAUGAAUGCAGUAACCAGUACGCACAGAAUGAUAAGCAUUCAAAAAAUAAAAACGUUCAGUCACCAUCGUCAUCAUCAUCAUGCUCCUCACUUCUCCUAGCAACUCACUGCUGUGCAACGACAUCAACAGCGAGCAGCGAUCAAAACAUUCAACACCACCACUACCACCGCCAGCGAUCCGGGAAGUACACCCUCAUCGAGAGACGCAACCAACGGGAACGUGUUCGUGUGCGUGCCGUGAACGAAGCCUUCGCUAGACUCCGCCAGGUGGUGCCAGCGACACGUUUCUCACCGAAGCGCGUGUCGAAAGUGAAAACGCUGAAACGUGCCGUCGAGUACAUCGGCGAUCUGCAACGGCGCCUGGACACCAUCGAGAGCAUGCUGCUCAACGAUUCAACGCUUUCGUCCACGCUCGCGGGUGGUGCUGCGGCCAGAUGGGAAGGGACCGGCGGAUAAUUGCGAAUCGCUUGGAGUUGGAGUUUAGAAGGUCUUACGCCUCAUGCCAUCAG